AUGGAACCCUCGCAAGAAGAAUUAAGAAAAAAAAAAAUCACUAAUUUAGCACCAAGUCCUUUUCAACAGACUAAAUUUACUAGAACAAGCAGUAUUAGGUCAAUUAUUCAACUUUUUUCUCAGUUUAAUAAGGAAGAAUUAGUUGAAAAAAAUGAAAAA
Molecule: messenger RNA, 159 nt
Organism: Ambispora leptoticha
Lineage: Eukaryota; Fungi; Glomeromycota; Glomeromycetes; Archaeosporales; Ambisporaceae
Source: the annotation of a GenBank genome assembly